Austrofundulus limnaeus is the source of this 2330-nucleotide messenger RNA. RefSeq names its product cerebellar degeneration-related protein 2-like. NCBI's taxonomy places the organism in Eukaryota, Metazoa, Chordata, Actinopteri, Cyprinodontiformes, Rivulidae. The transcript is spliced from 6 exons. The record is from RefSeq and is a predicted model, not a curated record. The coding region runs from base 285 to 1766 and encodes 493 amino acids.
ACCUGAAGGCACCACGGGCGUGAGGCUGUUAACGGGGAGAAAGGCGUCUCUGCCACGUCUCUGCAGCUGCAGCCGAGUCUGAGCUCCGGGAUGGGCCGGCUGAUGGUGGGAGGAUGACAAGGGGAACAAGGAGCGACUGAGGAAGGGGAGCGGAAGGAAAGAGGAGGAAACAAGCCGAAGCCGCAGCACCGAGAGGAGCGACCACAGCACAGCUCGGCCUGUUGUUUCCAAACUGAAGGCGUCGGUGGGCUCCUGGUUCCCUCUUAAAACCGAGGGGGAGACCCAUGGUGAGCUCAGGGACGAUGGAUGAAUUCAUAACCGAAGAAGAAGAGCCUUGGUACGACCAGCAGGACCUGGAGCAGGAUCUCCACCUGGCAGCAGAGCUGGGGAAGACGCUUUUGGAGAGGAACAAAGAGCUGGAGGAUUCUCUGCAGCAGAUGUACAUCACUAAUGAGGAGCAGGUGCAUGAGAUCGAGUACUUGACGAAGCAGCUGGAGGUUCUUCGGGAAAUGAACGAGCAACACGCCAAAGUGUACGAGCAGCUGGACGGCACAGCCAGAGAACUGGAACGCACUAACCACACACUAGUGACGGACAGCAAAGCCUCACAGGAGAAGAUCGAGAGGCUGACGGGGACAAUCGAGGGUCUGCAGAACCAGGUGGAGGGUUUGUCAGCACAGGUGGACCAGCUUCGCUCAAUGGAGCAGCUUCGGGUCAAGAGAGAGAAGAGGGAGCGACGCAAAACCAUCCARUCAUUCCCGUGCCUGAGAGAGCUUUGCACGGCACCCAGGUAUGAGGAUGAGUUUGUAGUGGGCCGAGCUGAGAGCUUUACUCUGGAUGCCAAGCGUCAGCCGUUCGAGGAGGACAACCAGCACCUGAGGGAGGCGGUGUCGGCUCUGCGAGCAGCGGUCCGGACUGAGCGGGGUCGAAGGGAGGGGGUGGAGAAAGAGUGCAACCUCCUGAUUGCAGAGUUCUCUCGGCUGCAAACACGAGUCCAGGAUGCUGAGAGCUGCCAGGCGAGGGUCCGGGAGCUGGAAGUGGAGCUGCAGGAGCUGCAGCAGCUCCGUCGCGCUCGGACUUUCCUGCUGAGCAGCGAGGAUGAUGGCGUGGCCCUAACCCAGACCGUCCUCAGCAUCACCCCGGAGACCGACACGUUCCUGGAAGUGGAGGCCAGGGAUACUGGAGGAGGCGUGAGGGAAGAAAGCGAAGGCGGAGGAGGUGUCGGAGGCGAGGCGUUACCCGAGUCCAGCCCCGUGAGGAAGAGCUGCAGCGACACGGCGCUCAACGCCAUCGUGGCUCGGGACGCGUCUGGUCGGAGGAGAGGCAGCUACGCGCUCCACGCCAACAGCGUGAGGAAACGAGGGAUGUCCAUCCUCAGGGAAGUGGACGAGCAGUACCACGCCCUGCUGGAGAAAUACGAGGAGCUGCUGGGGAAGUGCAGGCGGCACGAGGAGAGCCUGUGUCACACUGGGGUGCAGACUUCCCGGCCCGUGUCUCGAGACCCAUCCAUGAAGGACUGUGCCAUGGGCCCCACCUCAGCACCUCCUCCCACACCCACCCAGUCGCCUUCCACCCCUGAAGCCAUCGAGUCCAUUAGCAAGCAGGUCGAGGCCGUGGAUAAGCGGCUUYGGCAGAACACGCCGGAGUACAAGGCCCUUUUCAAGGAGAUCUUCUCUCGCAUCCAGAAGACCAAGAUGGACAUCAAAGCUACCAAAGCUGCUAAAACCAGCAAGACUGGGAAAUCUGGCAAAUCCAGUAAACAUUAAACCCACUCAAUCUCAACAGAAAACGUUGCUGUUUAAGUGAGGUGUUUGUGAACGAGGGUCUUUUAGAGGCUUUUGCUUUGAAUACCGUUAAACUGAAUACAGCUCCCCUUUUAUCACGAGCUAAACUCCUCAAACAGAUAAACUAAGUUAACUUUGCAUGAAAUCACUUCUAAACCCUGUCGAAAUUCACUCAGGAUUAUAAAACCUGAACUGAUUUGUUGAAACUUUAACCUUUUUAUUCUUCUUCCUACUUAUAAAAUAUAGAAGUAUACUUAACUGCCUUACCUAGCUUACACAGGACACUUAAAAGGAGAAAAAUGCCUCAAUAUUGCACUAAAAUCUUGUUUCAUUAAAACUGUGAAUAAAUCUCCUUUCCAAGGUGUGGAAAUCUAAAUGUAAUAUGAACAUAAUGUAUAUUUGUCAUGUUUAAAAACCUUAACAUUCGAGAAUUCACACAAACACCAAGGUUGAUCUCCCAAUUCUGUUUGUGUUUURAAAUGAAUUUGAGGUGCUAAAAAUGAAUCCUACAACUGCUAUUAUCAUUAAAAAUAUAAUGAAACAAUA